Molecule: messenger RNA, 778 nt
Organism: Hypomesus transpacificus
Lineage: Eukaryota; Metazoa; Chordata; Actinopteri; Osmeriformes; Osmeridae
Gene: nrn1la
Product: neuritin 1-like a
Exons: 3
Coding region: 7-495 (162 amino acids)
Biological process (GO): nervous system development; neuron projection extension
Cellular component (GO): plasma membrane
Source: RefSeq, a predicted model, not a curated record
CUCAGGAUGACCUCCUUCGUGAAUUACGCAUGUUUUCUGUUGCCUGUUGCUUUUCAGCUAAUGUUUCCUCUCCCCAGUGCAGCGUUCUCCUCCAGGAAGUGUGGUUCCAUCUACAAGGGCUUCGCCCAGUGCCUGAUGACCCUGGGGGACAGCCUGUCAGAGGGCACGCACAAAGACCACGACGCUCACGAGAUCCACUCCAUCUGCCGGUCUUGGGAUGAGUUCCACGACUGUGCCAACCUGGCGAUGGCAGGAUGCCCCGAGGAGGCGGCGUCCAUCUGGGAGUCGCUCCGCCAGGAGUCCAAGAAGAUGCAGUUCUCCGGAAACCUCUAUGACAUGUGCUCCAACCGCAACCAACCACAGGUCAUCGCUCACGCCCCGCCCAACGGAGAAGACGCCAAUCAGGAGUCUCUCACAGCACACGCCCACCCGUCUGGCCACGCCCCUUACCUGCUACCCUGGCUCUCUCUGAUGCUGCUGUUACCAUGGAUAUAACCACGCUCAGACAUGUACGACCAAACGUUCUAAUGACACUCUAUUGACUUUCCGCUCACUUGUUUUAAUAAAUGUCUCUGUACCGUACCGACCAGGAGCUGCAUGUUUCAGCUGCGUGUUUAGAGCAGCAGCUUUGAAGUCUGCUAGAAACCUAUCUUUUUUUAAUGUAUGGUUCCAAACACAACGCUCUCUCCCAUAUUUUUAUGUACUGUACAUAACACGUACACUCUCCUCGUUCCUCUCUUUGUCUUUGAGAGACUAUCUCAUUCCAUACACCCCUCGC